GAACCUCCUGUAAAACCAGAGCAUGGAGGGUUAAAGAGAGUUGAGUGUCAGUUUAGCUGUUGCUGUCUCACUUCCUGUAGGAUAGCUCCGCCCCCACAUGGCAGUUAGGGGAGAUGCCACAGAUCUGCUCCCUGGAGAACGGCUGCAUUGAUGGGAAGAGACCUUGUGUUGGAGACGACAGAUACAAUGUAGAUCCUUAUGAAAUGAUGGACACUCAGAAGGAUAAGAACAUGGAUUUAUUGUGUGAAGGAGUAACUUUGUUAAAGAAUGUGAGUGAAGUGGAUCCUUGUGUGCUCAGAACUAUCAAUAAAAGUGUAGUGUAUCAACAGAGCACACAAAUAAACUCCAGUGUAAAACCUGGUGGUGGAGACGACACAGUGAAACCUUUUGUCUGCACAAAGUGUGAGAGGCGGUUUUGCAGCAGAAGACAACUUCUCACUCACAAACGUAUCCACACCACUAGAGAUUUUGCCUGUUCUGUCUGUGGGAAAGGAUUCUCAGAGAGAAUGAUCCUCCUAGCGCAUCAGUGGCUUCACAAUGGGGAGAAACCAUUCACCUGCACUCAGUGUAACAGAAGUUUUCUGUGGAAGAGAGACCUUUAUAAGCAUCAAGAUGUCCACCAGAAAGAGAGACCGCAUGUCUGCACUACGUGUGGAAAAAGAUUUAAGAUCAAAAUGACUCUGAUCCAGCACAUGAGAAUCCACACUAAGGAGAAACCUUUUGCCUGUUCAGAGUGUGGCCAGUAUUUCCGCUACAAGUCAAACCUUCACACACAUCAACAGAUCCACACCGGGGUCAAACCGCAUUCCUGUGCCGAAUGUGGGAAAAGCUUCACCCAGAAGGGAAAUUUUCUUGGACAUUGUCGUAUUCACACAGGAGAGAAACGCUUUGGCUGUUCCGAGUGCGGAAAAAGGUUCCAGUUCAGGCACCACCUCCUAGAGCACCAGUAUAUCCACACGGGAGAGAAACCAUUUGCCUGUUCAGAGUGUGACAAGUCCUUCAGAACGAAAGCAAACCUUCGCAGUCACCACCGCAUCCACACCGGAGAGAAACCGUUCGAGUGCCGAGAGUGUGGCAAAUGUUUCCGGAUAAAGACUAAUCUUGAGUCACAUCGACUAACCCACACCGGGAUUAAAUCAUUUGAAUGCUCUGAGUGUGGGCGGCAGUUCAGUCGCAAGUACAGACUAAUUCAGCACCAGUUAAUUCACACCGGGGAGAAGCCGUUUGAAUGUGCCACGUGCAGAAGGCGGUUUAGCCGUAAAUUUACCCUUAAUAAACACCAGUUGGUUCACACUGGGGAGAAACCCUAUGUCUGUACUGAGUGUGGAAUGGGCUACAAGGAUAAAAGGAGUCUGGUUGCUCAUGUUCGGACUCACACAGGAGAAGCAGGUAUUCCUUGUACCGAAUGUUCAAAGACUUUUCGAUCAGAGAAAAACCUUAAUGUCCACAAGCUGACGCACACUGGGCUCAAGCCUUUUGCCUGUAAAGAGUGUGGGAAAUCCUUCUUACGGAAGUUGCACUUCGAGAGUCACAUGCUAAACCAUGGAGGGGUAAAGCCCUUUGAAUGUACCGAGUGUGGGAAACAGUUCACCCGCAAGCAGGCUCUCCACAAUCACCAGUUAAAUCACACCGGCCAGAAGCCCUUUGUCUGUACGGAGUGUGGGCUGAGAUACAAGAGCAAGACAAGUCUUCAGAAUCACCUUCUCUGUCACACAGGGGAGAAACCAUUUGCGUGCACUGAGUGCGGAAGGAGAUUCCUGCUGGAGAGAACCCUGAAUAAUCACAAGCUGACACACACUGGGGAACAACGCUUUGCCUGUGGAGAAUGUGGGCGAAGAUUCUGUCGUAAAGAUGCCCUCAAAAAGCACCAAUUAAUCCACACGGGGGAGAAACCCUAUGUCUGCUCUGAGUGUGGGAAAAACUUUAAGGCCCGGAGCAGCCUCAAUACUCAUCUUCGGCUGCACACAGGAGAGAACCCCUAUAAAUGUAAUGAGUGUGGCAAAUCCUUUGCUUCUGAAAUGACACUCCGUAUUCACAACCUGACUCACACAGGGGAGAAACCCUUUGCCUGCGAGGAGUGCGGAAAAUGCUUCUCACAGAAGGGAAACCUGAACACUCACAAGCGCAUUCACACCGGGGAGAAGUUUCCUUGUCAAGAGUGUGGCAAAUGCUUCUCCCGGAAAGAUUCUCUCCUUAUUCAUCAGCGACUUCACACUGGGGAGAAACCAUUUCAAUGUCAGGAGUGUGAAGAAUCAUUUUCCCGAAGGGACCUCUUUCUGGCUCACAAGAAGUCCCACAGCAGGGAAAAGCCUUUUCAAUGUAAGUUGUGUGGGAAAACCUUUGAGAAUCAGAGUUACCUAAAGAGGCACGAGAAACGUCUUCAUUCAGCCGAAUCCCCAAACCCUUUCGUGAAAGAUUUGGUUGAAUACCAAACCGAAUCCUAAUUUGCAUAUGCAAAU
Messenger RNA from Xenopus laevis (African clawed frog), 2459 nucleotides. RefSeq names its product oocyte zinc finger protein XlCOF6-like. The transcript is spliced from 2 exons. NCBI's taxonomy places the organism in Eukaryota, Metazoa, Chordata, Amphibia, Anura, Pipidae. The record is from RefSeq and is a predicted model, not a curated record. Bases 114 to 2444 code for a protein of 776 amino acids.